Molecule: messenger RNA, 1040 nt
Organism: Panicum virgatum (switchgrass)
Lineage: Eukaryota; Viridiplantae; Streptophyta; Magnoliopsida; Poales; Poaceae
Product: expansin-B2-like
Exons: 3
Coding region: 19-864 (281 amino acids)
Biological process (GO): sexual reproduction
Cellular component (GO): extracellular region
Source: RefSeq, a predicted model, not a curated record
CCAAGCUGGGAUCGAUCCAUGGCCGCCGCGAUGGUCUCCUUCAAGGCUAUUGCACUGGUUGCAGUUGCAGCACUCGUCUCCGUGCUGGGCGCCCACGCCGAGCCGAGCUACAAUAACGACACCUCCGCCCGCAGGGAGCUGUACUACUCCGACGGCUCCACCCCCAGCAGCACCUGGCGGCCUGCCAGGGCCACCUGGUACGGCCGCCCCAACGGCGCCGGCCCUGACAACAAUGGUGGCGGCUGUGGGUACAGCGACACCAACCUGUACCCGUUCAACUCCAUGACGUCGUGCGGCAACCAGCCUCUGUUCCUGGACGGCAAGGGCUGCGGCGCAUGCUACCAGAUAAAGUGCACCAGCAAGAACAACCCUGCCUGCUCCGGCGAGCCCAAGACGGUGAUCAUCACCGACGUGAACUACGACACCAAGGUCGCGCCCUACCACUUCGACCUCAGCGGCACGGCGUUCGGCGCCAUGGCCAGGCCCGGGUACAACGACAAGCUCCGCAGCGCCGGCAUCCUGGACAUCCAGUUCCGGCGGGUGCCCUGCAGCUACAGCGGCCUGCCGGUGAGGUUCCACGUGAUGGGCGGCUGCAACCCCUUCUACUUCGCGGUCAUCGUGUACUACGCCGGCAGCGACGGCGCCGUGGUGCAGGUGGACCUCCAGGAGGCCAACUCCAACACGUGGCGGCCGCUCUACGAGUCCUGGGGCGCCGUCUGGAGGAUCGACCCCGGACACCCGCUCAAGCCGCCCCUCUCGCUGCGCGUCCGCAGCGACUCCGGCAAGGUCCUCGUCGCCAACAACGUCAUCCCGGUCAACUGGAGGGGCAACGCCGACUACCGCACCAUCGCCCAGUUCCGCUGAACGCGAUCACACUGAGCUGGCGGCGACAAUGGAUCGCUCGCUCACAGUCAGCUGCUCGGCUGAUUCAUUAUUUUUGUAUGGUCAUCUCGAUCAUUGUGAUUGCGAAUUUGCAGUGGCUUUUUCUUUACGGUCGAUCUUUGCGAGGUUUCUUUUGAGAUUAUUGUUGCUCCUACUUG